Molecule: messenger RNA, 1581 nt
Organism: Condylura cristata (star-nosed mole)
Lineage: Eukaryota; Metazoa; Chordata; Mammalia; Eulipotyphla; Talpidae
Gene: PDZD9
Product: PDZ domain containing 9
Exons: 4
Coding region: 1-786 (261 amino acids)
Molecular function (GO): protein binding
Source: RefSeq, a predicted model, not a curated record
AUGAAGAAGGCCACAAAAGACAAGAGCAAGAAAGAAAAAAAAGUCAAGGUCAAGACCGAGCCAUCCGUUCACAGUUUGAGCAAAACUCAGGAGACCAAACUGACCGUGGGCAGCCUGGGACUAGGCCUGGUCGUCAUCCAGCACGGGCCCUACCUGCAGAUCACCCACAUCCUCAGGAAGGGGGCAGCCGCCAGUGAUGGAAAACUCAAGCCAGGUGAUGUUCUGAUUAGUGUAGGCUAUGCCAAUGUAUUAGGAUAUACGCUUCGAGAAUUUUUAAAGCUUUUGCAAAAUAUCACCAUAGGAACAGUGCUACAAGUCAAGGUUUACCGGGAUUUUAUUGAAAUACCACAAGAAUGGCAAGAAAUAUAUGACUUAAUUCCUGAGACCAAGUUCCCAGUAACACGCUCGACGAGUGAGCAGGUAAAAGAUCCUCUGGCGGGCAAUGACGACAAUGAAGAUGUAGUUUCAGACAAAAAGCUUGAGUAUUACAAGCAGCCGAAGUCAAAAGGGCAGCCGUCCGCGAAGAGACCAAUGUCCAUCUCCAGGGAAUGGCACGGGUACAAGAAGAAGAGCCACACGGUGAGCGUGGGCAAGGACGCGCACUGUGACGUGAUGAUCCACAGAGACCAGAAGAAGGAAGUGCGGCCCCCUUCUCCGUACUGGACGAUGGUGAAGCGAGAUGAGAGCUCGACCUCCUCGGGCUCGUCAGCCUCAGAUGCCUUUUGGUUGGAAGAUUAUGUCAAAGUGGGCAAGGACAAGGCACAGCCUGCACCCAAAGUCGCGUAGGCAUUAGUCUGCAAAUCGCAGCCACACGACCAUGAAUUCAAGCACCCAGUUUUUUGUGUAUUGCCAUGAACAUUUUUUUGCGCUCUGCUACAGUUCCAGGAAUGUGUGCAGACAUCACUAUGUUGUACAGCCCUUCAAGACCUUCUUCAGCUUAUCAUCCACUGACAUCCCUGGGGCCUCACUGACCCCACAAGUUCACUCUCAGAUAACGUCCCUGGGCCCCGUAAGAGACCCUUUACUGAGAAAGCCUGUCUUUAAGAAACAUGGCGGGGGAGCCCACUGUCAGAAACAGAAUUUCACGUUUUAAGGUAAGUACGACAUUUUUAUUUAGCUAUUUAAGCUUGCUCUUUUGCAAACUUCAAGGACCCUACUUAGUACAAACAAGAGAGAGAAUUUAUGGCUAAUUGCUCACAUCAGAACUUGUUUCCUUUUCAGUCUACUUUUACUGAAUACUGGGUUGCUAGUUAUUACCUGAAAGAGAGGGAGGGUAGAAAGGGACAAGGGAGAGGAAGGAGGAGAGUGAAAAACCUAGCUGCCACAGUGACGAUACAUCAGAUGCGGGAUGAUGUGAAAGGAAUGAAUACAGGUGAUGACUAGUAGAGAACUGUUAGCUUUUAGAGCCACAACUACUAUAAACAAAGCAAAAAGGGGACUGAAUCAAGGGCAUUUAAUUAUUCUUACCCAAAACGCCAGAUUUUACACAAAUUUAUCUUAAAACAUCACCAACAAUAAUCUGGGAAUAUUUACUCAGUCACUCAGUCUAAGAUUUUUUAAGUUUUUGAUGAUUCUGUACCC